This is a messenger RNA of Pipistrellus nathusii (Nathusius's pipistrelle), 3246 nucleotides long. The record is from the annotation of a GenBank genome assembly. NCBI's taxonomy places the organism in Eukaryota, Metazoa, Chordata, Mammalia, Chiroptera, Vespertilionidae.
AUGGGCUGGCACCUCGGGACCGCGGUGGCGCUGAUCACCCUUCUGGUGUUGGUGGAAGUUAACAGUGAAUUUCGAAUCCAGGUCAGAGAUCCCAGCGCUAAGAAUGGCACCAUCAGGUGGCACUCCAUCAAGAGGCACAAGCGCGAGUGGAUCAAGUUCGCGGCGGCCUGCCGUGAAGGUGAAGACAACUCCAAGAGGAACCCCAUCGCCAAAAUUCAUUCAGAUUGUGCUGCAAACCAGCAAGUUACAUAUCGCAUCUCUGGAGUAGGAAUUGAUCAACCACCGUAUGGAGUCUUCAUUAUCAAUCAGAAAACUGGUGAAAUUAACAUCACAUCCAUAGUUGACCGAGAAGUCACCCCGUUUUUCAUUAUCUACUGCCGGGCUCUGAACUCACAGGGCCAGGAUUUAGAGAGGCCCCUGGAGCUCCGAGUGCGGGUUCUGGAUAUAAAUGACAACCCUCCAGUAUUUUCUAUGACCAGUUUCCUAGGACAAAUAGAAGAAAACUCUAAUGCAAAUACGCUGGUGAUGAGACUCAAUGCUACCGAUGCGGACGAACCCAAUAAUCUGAACUCCAAAAUCGCCUUUAAGAUCAUCAGCCAGGAACCGUCUGACUCACCCAUGUUCAUCAUCAACAGAUACACCGGGGAAAUCCGGACAAUGAACAACUUUCUCGACAGGGAGCAAUACAGCCAAUAUUCCCUUGCUGUAAGAGGCUCAGACCGAGACGGCGGGGCGGACGGCAUGUCCGCAGAGUGCGAGUGCAGCAUCAAAAUCCUCGAUGUCAACGACAACAUCCCAUACCUGGAUCAGUCCUCAUAUGAACUAAAUAUCGAAGAAAACUCUCUGAACUCCAAUUUGCUCCAAAUCAGAGUCAUUGACUUGGAUGAGGAGUUUUCAGCUAACUGGAUGGCUGUCAUUUUCUUCAUCACUGGAAACGAGGGGAAUUGGUUUGACAUAGAAAUGAACGAAAGAACAAACGUGGGGACUCUGAAGAUUGUGAAGGCCUUGGAUUAUGAAGCCAUGCAGAACCUGCAACUCAGUAUCGGUGUUAGAAAUAAAGCUGAAUUUCAUCAAUCAAUUAUGUCUCAAUAUAAGCUCACAGCAACAGCAAUCUCCGUGACUGUGUUAAAUGUAAUCGAAGGCUCAGUGUUCCGUCCAGGUUCAAAGACAUUCGUAGUAAAUAGUAAAAUGGGACAGAAUUAUAAACUGGGAGAUUUCAUAGCUACUGACCUGGACACUAAUGGACCUUCAACAAAAGUUAGAUACGUCAUGGGAAAUAAUCCAGCUGACCUGCUCUCUGUUGACUCAAAAACGGGCAUUAUUACUUUGAGAAAUCAAGUUACCAUGGAACAAUAUAAUAUGCUUAAUGGAAAAUACCAAGGAACAAUUCUAUCUAUAGAUGAUGAUCUUCAAAGAACUUGUACUGGUACAAUUAAUAUUGAUCUUGAAGGUUCUGACUGGCCAACUUCUGAAACCACUCCAAAAUAUAUCACCGACAAUGGGCUUGGCCCGGGUCCUGAGGUCACUACCGGUGAAAUCGGUACUGGUCCUGGUGAAGUCAACACCGAAGGCAUCAAUGGAGGUGGUGAAACAGAUGAGUAUAACAAAGAACCAUUAGGCGUGCCCAUGUUUCCAGAUAACGUACAUUUUGGUCCUGCUGGCAUUGGACUGCUCAUCAUGGGAUUCUUGGUCCUAGGAUUGGUCCCAUUCUUGUUGAUCUGCUGCGACUGUGGAGGCGCCCCUGGUGGCGGAGCUGGCUUCGAGCCUGUUCCUGAAUGUUCAGAAGGGGCAAUCCAUCCGUGGGCCGUGGAAGGACCAGGGCCUGAGACUGGGAUCAUCACCACCAUCCCUGUGCCACAGAUAGUGCCCGGAGGCAUCCCAUGCAUUGACACUUCAGGGGUUUAUACAAAUGAGUAUGGUGGCAGAGAAAUGCAAGAGAUGGAAGGAGAAGAAAGGAUAACAGGAUUUGAACUAACGGAUGGAGUUAAAUCAUCAGGAGGACCUGAGAUCUGUCAGGAAUAUUCUGGAACAUUAAGAAGAAAUUCUAUGAGAGAAUGUAGAGAAGGUCUGAACAUGGACUUUAUGGAAAGCUACUUCUGCCAGAAAGCAUAUGCGUAUGCCGAUGAAGACGAAGGACGCCCGUCCAAUGACUGUCUGCUCAUAUAUGACAUUGAAGGGGUGGGCUCCCCCGCUGGCUCUGUGGGCUGUUGUAGCUUCAUUGGAGAAGACUUCGAUGACAGUUGCUUGGACACACUAGGGCCUAAGUUUAAGAAGCUGGCAGAUAUCAGCCUGGGGAAGAAUGUCGAAUCAUAUCCAGAUUUUGAUCUCCCUUGGCCUGAGAGCAUUGAACCCAUUUACCCUCAGCAGGCAACAGAGCCCAUGGCUAGCGGCCACCCACCCAUCUCCCCACACUAUGGCACCACUACAGUCAUUUCUGAGAGUGCCUACCCCUCUGGGCCCGGUGUUCAGCAUCCCAUGUCUAUCCCUGACCCUCUGGGCUAUGGUAAUGUCACCGUGACUGAGUCUUACACCACCUCCGGCACUCUGAAGCCCUCUGUCCACAUCCAUGAUAACCGGCAUGCCUCUAACGUGGUGGUGACAGAGAGGGUGGUCGGCCCAAUCUCUGGUGCCGAUUUGCAUGGAAUGCUAGAGAUGCCUGAUUUAAGAGAGGGGUCAAACGUCAUAGUGACAGAAAGGGUGAUAGCACCAGGUUCAAGUCUACCCACCACGUUCACCAUCCCUGAUACCAGAGAGUCUUCCAACGUGGUAGUGACAGAAAGGGUAAUAGCACCAGGUUCAAGUCUACCCACCACGUUCACCAUCCCUGAUCCCAGAGAGUCUUCCAACGUGGUAGUGACAGAGAGGGUCAUCCGACCAACUUCCGGCAUGAUGGGCAGCUUUGGUCUGCACCCUGAGCUCUCCAAUGCCCACAAUGUCAUUGUGACCGAGAGGGUGGUCUCUGGCUCUGGCGCAACCGGAUUUAGUGGCCCCGCGGGGAUGGUUGGUGGCAGUGGCACAGUCGGCAGUGGCCUGGUUGGCAGUGAAGCUGGAAUGGGUGGUGGUGGCAUCGGGCUGAGCAGUCUGGGAGGAGGCGGGGGCCUGAGCAGCAGCAUGGCGGGGACGGCCACCAUCGGCCAUGUGCGGAGCUCCUCUGACCAUCACUUUAGCCAGACCCUCGGAUCCACUUCCCCGAGCACAGCCCGAAGUCGAAUCACCAAGUACAGUACCGUGCAGUACACUAAGUAG